This is a messenger RNA of Didymodactylos carnosus, 1212 nucleotides long. The record is from the annotation of a GenBank genome assembly. Lineage: Eukaryota; Metazoa; Rotifera; Eurotatoria; Philodinida; Philodinidae.
GCAAGAAACGGAAAACGUGAUCGAAGUUUUGAUGUUGCAACUAGGUAGAGAAGAGCAAUCAUUUCUGAUCAAAGCAAAACAAACCCGAUCGACAAACGUUUUGUUUUGAUGAAGUUAUGGGACUUUUACUGAACGCACCACCGUAUGGGCCGGGUUCACUUUUGAUUUUUCUUUUUUGUGAAGCACAUUUCUAAGCCUAUAACUUUCUUACUAGAUGGGCUAACGGGGUCAAUCAAUAGUCAUCUUGUAGAGAGUUUUUUACUGCAUCAUUUCUUCAUAGAGACAAAUUUACAACCACUUGUUUCACUAUAGAAAAAUUUAUUAUUCAAAUCGGGUCAGGACUUCUGGACCACCCUUUAUGUUCAACAAAGUGAUAAACUUUCGAAUUUUUCUGUCUAAUAAACGUUCAUAAGGAAUAAUGAGAUAAUCAUAGAAUUCUAGGAGACUUCUCCCACUUAUCUUAUAGGAGCUAACAAUGGUGUGCCAGUAGAAGAAAUUCAACAACGAAUAAGCCGUAAAUAUGGAUUUACUGAAUGUUCGAGAAUAUUUUAUCAUUAGUUUUUUUCUUAAGAUCCAGCAUCUGACGAUCAACAAUCGUUAUCCCUAGCACGUGUCUUACCAGAUGAUGCAGAACGUGAAUACAUCAUUUUUCUUAUGUUACUCUUCAUUCGCUAUCAAUUGAUUGUACCAGGCAUAGAAGAAAGUGUGUCGAUAUCACAACCAAUUCAUUAUUUGGACGUAUCAAGUGUACAAGAUUCACAAGCAACAAAUGAACAAUUAAAAAUUAUUGAUACUAAGUUGGAACAGCAAUCAGUUACUGUCUCUGAGAUUCUUUGUAGUUCUGAAGAUAUUCCAACAAUGACGAUUCAAAUACUAGCUCUCAAUAAUUCUCACAGUGAAGAUUCAAACGAAAGUAUACUAUUGGCACCGAGUAUCUUGGCUUCAACAAUCAAUUCCCAAUCACAAGAUAUUCUUCAUCGAACGCCAGAACUAGAAAGAGAAACUGUAAAUACAAACGCACCAGCAUCAGAAUCGUCGGUACAAGAAGCUGCUGAUCCGGAACGAAGCAUCAAUAAUCCCUCAAAUAUCGAAGCAGAAUUACAAGCUAGUGAACUGGUGACGAUAGCGGUACAAAACCAAGAUAAUAAUCGUGAAAAUAAAAGUUUAUUAACAGUCAUCGAAUGUCCUCGAAAUGAAAAAGUGAUGAAAUAG